This is a messenger RNA of Acanthoscelides obtectus, 737 nucleotides long. The record is from the annotation of a GenBank genome assembly. Lineage: Eukaryota; Metazoa; Arthropoda; Insecta; Coleoptera; Chrysomelidae.
CUUAUCUUUAAUCCAGUACCAACUUUCAAUGUCUAAUCAUCGUGGCAGUGUCAGUUGUGGCAAGUAUAACACCAAAAAUCAUAAUGCGAAAAAAGCAAAUUAUUUAAAUCCAAUGCAUAGCGUCAUGUGAAAAAAAAACCUGGUGGAGUAAAUUAUGAAACUACCUUUCAACUCAUUUCUGGGCCCGGUUUUGAAGAAAAAUCAAAAGAGUAUCCAGCGGCUGUGCGGCGUGCUGCCUUUUCACGUUUCACACAUCUACGUCGGAAUUUUGGGAGUCUUAGGAGUGGCCUUGAGUUUGUUCGAUAUCAUAAGGAUUGUGAAGUGCGGCCCAGUUCUACCAGGUUACCUAUGGAGGGAGAGACUGAAAACGGGAACACUGGUCCCCGCAGAAGUAGAGCGAGAUUGCAAAUUGAUCUGUUUAGUUUUGUCACUGGAAUAUUAUUGCUUCCUGCUCGUAGGAUUGUUAACUAAUAGUCCAAUUUUCUUCCUUCCCUUCAUGAUCCUGUACGCGGUAAUGGUGGUGAUGGAAUCUGUGAUAUUUUUCGUCCGAGCCUUCGUAGGCGGAUUGGACUACAAACGAAGUGGCCUGAUCAUGUCGAUGUUCAUGACGUACAACUGGCUCUCUGUAUUUUGCACCUUCUGUCGUGCUAUGAAUAGAUGUGAUGUCUAGUGGAUACUUUGUACAAAUACAACGAGUAAGACUGGAAAUAUUAGUUUAAUUUCGAGCAGUUUAUUCA